This is a messenger RNA of Cyprinodon tularosa, 827 nucleotides long. It is a transcript of the gene cfap119, whose product is annotated as coiled-coil domain containing 189. NCBI's taxonomy places the organism in Eukaryota, Metazoa, Chordata, Actinopteri, Cyprinodontiformes, Cyprinodontidae. The record is from RefSeq and is a predicted model, not a curated record. The transcript is spliced from 8 exons. Bases 56 to 802 code for a protein of 248 amino acids.
UCCAAACUCCUUCAGUUCGCUCAGUUUCUAUUUCUGCUGGUUUUCAAAAAAUAAAAUGGAGUCCUUUAUUAAGGUACCUUACCACCUGGAAGCCAGGUUGUUGCUAUGGGCAGACAUAAGUUACCAUGACAUGGAGCUGAUUGACCAAAUGCAAUCCGUUCCUGAUCUGGAAAGAAUCCUGUGCAGCCUGUUGUGUGCUGGCCUCCCCGAACCAAAAAAAGAGGUCCUGCUGGAACUAUAUGUGCAAACGGUUAAUUUUUGCAGAGAACAUAACUUAAAUAAAGAGCAAACAUCUACACUUCUGUCCAUCAUCAAGUCCAUCCAUGAAGCCAACACUGAAACUCCGCUCAAUAACUUUAGGGAAUGUCUCAAAUACUGCCAUGAUCUUCUGCUGUGUCACUCAAUCACGAGACCUCCUUUCAGCAUCAACCUGUUCAGCUUCGAGGAGGCGAAUUGUGUUUUAAAAUACAUCCAGGACCACUACAUGAAAGACUACAAACUCUACAAGUACAUAUUCACACCAAAGGUCACACUUGAUCUUUCUCUGAUUUAUUCUGGGACUACAGACAUGGAAUCAUCUUUUAUAAAGGAUUCCUCUGCGCCAGAUAACCGUUUCUCUCCUACACCUGGACUCAAGCUGGAGGUCCACGGACCAGCAGCCUUGGAGAGAUCAGGCAGCAGAUGCAGCAAAGGUUCAGACAACAGGACAAGCUCAACAGCAGAAUUAAUCGUCCCAAAUCCAUCCACAAAAAAAAAAGAAAAAAAAAAAGACAAAAAUAUGACCGGCUAUAAUGUUAAAUAAGACAAUUUAAACAUCUGUUUUAUUG